Molecule: messenger RNA, 1841 nt
Organism: Triplophysa dalaica
Lineage: Eukaryota; Metazoa; Chordata; Actinopteri; Cypriniformes; Nemacheilidae
Product: calcium homeostasis modulator protein 2-like
Exons: 2
Coding region: 461-1396 (311 amino acids)
Molecular function (GO): monoatomic cation channel activity
Source: RefSeq, a predicted model, not a curated record
ACCGCUGCAUGCACGCCACAAACCGAGCUAUGAGAUGAGUCUGCUACAUACAUAACGCGACCAGCCUUUGUUUUAAACAUUUCUUUUAAGGUCUGCUUUUGGUGAUACGUCUUUUUUAAAUCUUUUAAGAUGUUCAGUGAAACUUUUGUACAUCCUGCCAUGUAAGUCAUUUCAUUUCGGAAUGUUUUCCAGUAACUUAUUUUGGGCACAGGGUGGCACGUUGACUGCCUAAACUUUGCUGAAAGGUCUUUCUUUCUUUAUAUUUUAUACGUAUCGCAUAAUAGUCGUAUUAGUAUUGCAUAAUGCGUAGUGUUUUAUUUAGAACUUUUUUAUGCUUCUUAUGCAUUUAUGCUUUAUACUUUUUCUUCUUAUAAUUGUGUUUUCUAACAAAACCGACUAGAUUGAAAUCGUCUUGUCAGUGUUUUAACUUAUAUACACGACGAAACAAAGAAAAUUGAAGAUGUCUGCAAUCAUCUCAGAAUAUUUCAGAUUCGCUGCACUCUUCUUCAAGAGUAAGGAUGUUAUGAUCUUUAAUGGCCUCAUAGGUUUAGGGACAGUAGUCAGUCAGACAGCAUACAACAUAUUUGCUUUUAACUGUCCGUGUUCGCCAACAAAGAACUACGUGUACGGUGUGACUGCGAUCGGUGUACCCGCCCUCGCUUUCUUCGUAAUUGGGGUCAUUCUCAAUCAAAAUACCUGGGAUAUUGUGUCGGAGUGCCGCACCAGAAAAUGCCGAAAACUCUCUGGCACUGCUGCCUUUGCUGUGAUGGGCUCUAUCGUGGGUCGAGCAGCAGUUGCUCCGAUCACCUGGUCAGUGAUUUCCCUCCUGAGGGGAGAAGCGUAUGUUUGUGCUUUUAGUGAGUUCAUAGACCCCUCUACUCUGGACAACUUCCCUCCAACUUCAGACCCUCCAAAAAUCAUGGCGCGCUUUCCAUGUAAGGACUUACCUGUGAAGCUGCUGAAUUACUCAGGAGAGGUCGAACGACGGUUAAAAUACGAAUCCCAGCUGUUGGGCUGGCUGUUGGUGGGGGUAAUUUCCCUCUCUGUCUUUCUGCUCCUCUGCCUGAAAAACUGUUGCUCUUCCCUCGGCUACCGGCAGGAGACGUACUGGUCACAGUAUCGGUCCAAUGAGAAAGCUCUUUUCCAGCGGACGGCGGAUGUGCACGCCAAAUUUCAUGCUGCCGAAAACGUCAAGAGUUUCUUUGGAUUCGUUGCGUUGGAAAACCAGGAGAAGGAGCUUUUAACACAGUAUGAGGGAACGUCAAUCAAGAACGUCAUUCCUAGACUGGAGUGGAACCGCAUCACAGGAGUUUACAUGUACAGAGAGAUGAACGACGCUCCGCUGUAUAGCCGCCUAAACAAAUGGGCCAAUUACACAAACGAAAACAACUGUUAGUCCAUUGAGAAAGAAAUGACAUUUAGGCAUUUGGAAGACGCUUUUAUUCAAAGCGACUUACAUUUCUUUAUUCUAUACAUUUUACAUAGGUAUUUGCAAUCCCCCGGGAUCGAACCCACAACCUUGCAUUGUUAAUGCAACCACUGAGCUACAAGAAAUGAGACAUUGAAUGGAUUAUUGGGUAGUAGGCCUAUGCUUUCUAAAUAGGCCUGUUGUUUAUUUGUUACUUAAUGGCUGCUUUGCCUCGGAAUACUAUUGUGUUACUGUUCUAGUAUUAUUUGAAAUGUAACGCUUUUUUAUACGUUUUUGUAAGCACGAUGGGGUGUUAUGGCGCCGCAUGCAGCUCAAAUGUUCAAUGCACAGUAAAAUAUUUCAUUUCAGUUUUGACGAACACAAUGUACUCUCAGGUUGACCCUUUGUGGUCCGUUGUUUACCAAUAAAGUGC